Messenger RNA from Striga hermonthica, 588 nucleotides. NCBI's taxonomy places the organism in Eukaryota, Viridiplantae, Streptophyta, Magnoliopsida, Lamiales, Orobanchaceae. The record is from the annotation of a GenBank genome assembly.
AUGCGCCCGAAACUAGAAGAAGCAGGGCUAAAAAAGUGUGUGCAGGUGAUUGAAGCAGAUGAGGUAAAUAAGACGUUGGCAUUCUCAGAAAAGGCGGCCAGCUGGUCAAAGUUCUCUCCUCAACUGAAGUUAGGAGACAUUUAUUAUGGCAGGGUAGGAUCUGUGAGGGAGUUUAGCGCCCAUGUUCAUCUCCGUUUCCCAGAUGGGCUUUAUCACCUCACUGGAAGAGUGCCUGUUUCAGAAGUAUCAUGGGACUUGAUCCAUGACGCGAGAGAUGUCCUGACUGAGGGUGAUGAAGUGAGAGUCAAAAUUGUGCAUAUAGAUAGGAAAAGUGCACGCAUCAAAUUGUCCAUAAAACAACUGGUUGAAGAUCCUCUUCUAGAAACUUUAGACAAAGUUAUUCCUCAGGAUGUCUCAGCAGAUCCUGAUGCAUUAGAUGAAAGCGAUCAUUUUACCAUCGAACCUCUUCCUGGGCUUGACACAAUACUUGAAGAGCUAUUGAAGGAAGAUGGGUAUGGUUGCAAUGAGAAAAAUAUAAAUUCACUUAUCCAGAUUCCAGUGUUCUCGUCUUUUCCUUAUAUGGGAUAG